AAAUGGAGUAUGCACCAAAGGAUGAGCAACUUUGAAAAGUAAAAGAAACAGAGACCAAACUGUUUGAAGAGCAAAUACAAAUGGAAAGGGAAAUUAUCACCUUCGUGAUGGAUUUCUAUGAUCUAUCUGAAGGCUUGGAACCCAACUUGAAAUUUAUUGAAUGUGAUAAAACUCAAAGUUUAAUAAAGAAAAUCAAACCAUUCAAGUACUUAUACCACGAUAGAUAUCCUCAAUUACUCAUUGAUAUCAAAGAUGGCAAGAAAAAGAAAUGUACUAAGCAAUUACUAAAGAAGCAAUUUCAGUUUCAUGAUGGAAUAGUAAUAACAAACAAUUUUUGGGAAUUGGGUGAAAAUUCAAUCAAAACUGAUUGGAUAUUUAGGGAUCUCAUUAGAAAUAUAUCAAGAGUAAAAUAAUAUUGCAAUAUCUAAUCUUGUGAUCAGCAAUCACAAAUUUAUGAGUAUUCUACUUGCAAGUUCUCCAUUAGAAUCAAUAAGCUUUAAUUUUUGUGAAAUACUAUCCACAAAGGAGACUAAAACUCUUAAUACUAAAUCCAAAAUAUCCAAAAUUACAAUUAUCUGAUGUGCCAAGAAGUGCAAAAUCGCUCCUAUAAAUCCUUCAGGAUUUCUACCAGCUCUUCUCGACACCAUCUCUCAAUGUAUCGAUCCUUCAUGACUGGCAUCCUUAAUCGUCCGUAAACCUAGACUCACUCCUCAGGAGCAUCAAUCCUUCCUAAAAGAUCACCCUGAGUUCCACCAUGUCUAUUUCAAACUAUAA
This is a messenger RNA of Moneuplotes crassus, 774 nucleotides long. The record is from the annotation of a GenBank genome assembly. NCBI's taxonomy places the organism in Eukaryota, Ciliophora, Spirotrichea, Euplotida, Euplotidae.